GGUGUGUUUUGUUGUGGUAACUAAUGAUGUAAUUCUGUAUCUUGUGUUGAUAGAUUGGGCGAGAUGGUGUGAUUUCGUGUUUUGCGUUKUGAUGCAACGCGAGUAGGUAUCAUCGAUUGCAAUGCAGCAGCACUCCUGGUGGCGUGUACGUGGUGGUACAAUGUGCUGAUGUAUAGUAUCCCGUGACAUGGGUGUCAUUCAGUAUCUUGAKUGGCGUCCUUCGUAGAUUCGUCGACGAUGGCGACCUGUGCAGCUAUCGAAUGGCCUUGGCGCGCUUGUAUUCCAUGAGGAAAAAGUCGUGCUGAAUGUGGUUGUCGAUGUUCACCCUGCCAAUGUUCGCAUCGCUCUGGAUGAGCUGGCGAAYGUCUCGGAGUUUCACCUUUAGGUUUCGGAGGGCCGCCUUGCGGGGCAGGUCRGUGUGGUCAUCGAUGGUGUGUUCCCGGUAGUCCAUCGCGGCGGUCAUUGUGCUGUUYGUGUUCUUUUUGCAAUUAUUGCGUCCUUGCGUUGUCUUGGUUUGAGCUGUGAAAGAGAUUGGUUCGUGUUCUUUAGAGAGAGAGGAUCGGUAUUAGUCUUGUUUUUGGACUUCGUAUUUCUAGUAUAGCAAGUCUACUGGGAGAGUCAAUUGAAGAUUUGUUGGAACCCAAGAUCAACAGGUUUGUCGCUGAGAUUUGUGAGGCAGCCGAUUGUGUUUGUUGAUUGUACCUCAAACACUUUCCAUUCUACCAGAAGAUUUCGUACGAACAAUCCUCCUACGCACGUCUACCCUUUAUCGAUCAAUCAAAUCUCGAGGCGAGAAGCAAUCUAACGCACGAAUUCGCAAUUCGGAAUCGAGUUSUGUGACAGUGUCACCGGUUGAAAUAAAAGGCGUCAUCCAAAUUCAAAGAACACAUUCUGUGCCCGGAGAACCGCAAUCAACCGCGGUUUUCGUAACUUGUAGCCGCUCGACCGUAGACGGAUCCCAAAACAUGACACCAGUACCGCUCCGUACUUAGAUUUACGUUAAGGUGUCGUAGCGUUAUGCGCCGUAGCGUAGGUCACCGCACGUACGGCAGCUCUWACUGUAGAAUUUCAGUAUUAGAAAGUAGGUGUACUUCGUAUUACUCUAUCUCCUACUGUAUUUACGUACAAUAAAGAGUGAGCUUAUUCACUAUCUACUCGUACAUACCUUGAUAUGAGCGAAUCGUAGGUAUGAUCUAGUUACUGGAUACUGGACGCCAGGGGUCAGUACUCGUACGAGUACGUUCUGUGUUGUACAUACGUACGGUCACAGGGGUCUAAAGUAUGACCCCUUCGAACGGUACGUACCGUACGGUUACCAUGUACAAUCACGAGGAAGGCGUCACUCCGAUGACGCCUGUUUUGCGCAACAACGGAAAAAGCUUAUUGCAUCCGCGUACGAUACCGGUAGGUGCUACGGUAGAUUGGCGAGUUCCAGUACGUACGUGUACUAUCCUAUCCUUUCGAUUAUCUUUCGUUUCUUUUUACUGACACCAAGAGUUCUUUUUGGUGUGGACGGCAAAGGCUUGGAACASACUCACAGUCUCACACACGUACACAACAAAGUGUGGAAGAAUUUUAGCCGAAAGCAAGAUCGCCAGUCACCACCUUGGCUGGAUCUGAAAUCGCGAUCCCAGUUCAGGUCUCGUUUCAGAAGAGCAGCACGUCAUCGUUGCCACACAUUGCGCGCCGACGGUCCAUGCCAUUUCUUCUUGCGAACGGCUUGAGGGGAGCGGCUUCGGCAACACGAGCAUUUCGACCUUCGUCUCCCACGACCCUCGCAUUUGCCGCUGCURCGGUACUGUCCCUCUUCUCCACCGGUAGUUCCACGGCCACCAUGGCCGACGCGAUGCCCGUGGGUGUUCCCAAGCGGAUGCACCUUACGCCUCUCAUGAAGGACUCGGCGAGCUGGCUGUCCACCGCCAGCCUGGUCCCGAUCGACUUUUCUCCGGGGAUCGGAGACCUGGUGACAGAGUCCGCCGACCAGACCGUCACCGGAAAAGAAGCCGUGGCGGCCAACUCGGGAAAGGCGGGGAGCAUCUGCUUCGUGGUCCGCAGGCCCGGGUGAGUCUUGUGCCGCGAACACGGGCAGCAACUGUCCGAGUUGGCGGCRACUGGCGAGGGAGGAGAGGCCUCCCCCCUGGAGGGAUUYGAUCUGUUCGGGGUCGUCAAGGAGACUGGAGUGGUGCGUAUCGCAGCUCCUUGUUUUGGUGCCUCGUGUCUUGUUCCGCUGUGUUUUUGCUUUGGUGCCUUUGUUGGAUCGAAUGGCGUGUUUUGCAAUACCGAAGAGUUGGGGUUGYUUGGCCAUUUGUUUCUCUGUUGCUCCUGCUGUUGUUGGUUUUCUCCGAGCGCCCGGGUUCUUACGUUUUGAUUGCACAUCGUCCAUCGCUUGYACCGUGCCGUGUUUCGUUCCGUGCGCAGGACGACGAGGGACUCCGCGUCUUUCACGGGGACCACUUUAAGUUUCCACUCUACCGGGACGAGAACCUCGAUUUCUACCGCGCCUUUGGCGACGGCAAGAUYACUGACCACCUGAGCUGGUGGUCCCUCCUGAACCCCUACAAGAUCUACAAGGGCAUGAAGGGGAUGAACAAGCGGAUGAAGUCCAAGGGCCUCGAGGGCAACUUGGUCGGAGAGGGCCUCAAGACGGGUGGAAUCAUUGUCUUUGGUAGCGACGGCGAGCCCAGGUACGCCUACCCGGAGGUCACGGGAUCGGCACUGGAGGUCGACGACCUGGUCGCCGCCGUGAGGGACGUCCGGGAGAACGGUGGCGACGGCGAGUUGUAGGAAGGCAAGGCAAGGCAAGGCAAGGCAACGCCAAGCAAGGUAAAACGAAGCGAAAAAAGGGAGCACCACAUACAGCGCGCGGCUGUGGAGGCUGUGUGCUUGCCUGUGACGAUGUGAUUGGUGUCGCUAUUCGGUCGGUUCGCCCACUCCGCCCGAAUGACAAGAUCUUUUCUCUCCUCCGUUCGGCCCGUGGAUGUCGCGGGACGUUCGUUGUUGCAGAAAACAACAGAGAGAAGGAUCUUUGACAAGGGAACGAAAGUCUGUGAAUCGAAUCAAAUCGAAUCGUAUCGAGAGUGAACCAAACGGCAGACACGCAAUGCCACCAUGGUAGAAAGCACAAAGAGAACGACGGAAUCGUCUGUUCCCCACUACUAACUAUUG
Messenger RNA from Pseudo-nitzschia multistriata, 3165 nucleotides. The record is from the annotation of a GenBank genome assembly. NCBI's taxonomy places the organism in Eukaryota, Bacillariophyta, Bacillariophyceae, Bacillariales, Bacillariaceae.